AUGGGUCGAUUAAGCAGAGAUUCAUCCAGACGUGCGUCUGUAGAUGAGCAAGAGACGGUUGAGGUCAAGCGUGAAGAGUCGGUGGACGGUGAGGGCGAGCUUGCCCACGAGCUCAGCACCAGUCGCGUAGCCGCCAUCAAGCAUCAAAGCUCGGCGAGCCCCUCGGCAUCACCUUCUCUGAAACCAGGGCGAUUAAAGUCAUCCCGCUCAUCCUCUGUAUCGACUUCUUCUUCAAAUCGGCCUCCCGCCGCUGAUCCUGACACGUCAACUGCCAAGAAAGAGCCGAGCGAGGCAAAUGGUCACCACCACUCGACCUCCACCUCGCCCAUCAAGCCUGAACCCAAGGAACCCUCAAAGCCCGCAAAGACCUCCCGAGCCGCAUCUAAGCUUCCCCCUCGCGUCGCUCCUCUAUUCGACCACCUCCCAGAUGCAACCAAAGAAGCCACCUCGACAUUCACCGUCAUUGAUGCCUGCACCUAUCAAAAUAAAUAUCUGGGUUUCAGCGAACAUGCUCUCGACUGUGAUUGCAGCGAAGAAUGGAAUCCGGCCACCCGGCAGAACCUUGCCUGUGGGGAGGAUUCCGACUGUAUCAACCGCGCGUGUAAAAUGGAAUGUGCCAAUGACUGUGGUUGCGGUGUCUCAUGCCAAAACCAGAGAUUUCUCAGGCGCCUCUACGCAAAAGUGUCAAUCAUCAAAACAGAAAAGAAGGGCUAUGGUCUUCGCGCCGAUGUUGAUUUGCGACCGCACGACUUCAUCUUUGAAUACAUCGGCGAGACAAUUCCCGAAGGGACUUUCCGGAAGCGCAUGCGACAGUAUGAUGAAGAAGGAAUCAAACACUUUUAUUUCAUGUCCCUGAGCAAGGGUGAAUUUAUCGAUGCGACGAAGAAGGGGAACCUCGGUCGUUUCUGCAACCACUCUUGCAACCCCAACUGCUAUGUCGACAAAUGGGUGGUCGGUGACAAAUUGCGGAUGGGUAUCUUCGCUGAGCGCUAUAUCAAAGCUGGGGAAGAACUGGUCUUCAAUUACAAUGUCGAUCGAUAUGGCGCUAAUCCGCAGCCCUGCUAUUGUGGUGAGGCCAACUGCACAGGUUUUAUCGGAGGUAAGACUCAGACCGAACGCGCCACUAAGCUGUCAGCUGCGACCAUCGAGGCCUUGGGUAUCGAGGAUGCCGAUUCCUGGGACACCGUGGUUGCGAAACGGCCGCGCAAGAAGAAGACGGCGGAAGACGACGAGGACUACGUUGAUAGUGUCGAAGCGAAGUCUUUGGACGUCGACGGCGUGACCAAGGUCAUGGCCGCACUAAUGCAGUGUAAAGAGAAAUGGAUUGCCGUCAAGCUCCUGCAACGCAUCCAACGAUGUACCGAUGAUCAAGCCUGGCACCGAGUCGUCAGGUUUCACGGUUACCAGAUCCUCAAUUCACAGCUCUCGGCAUGGCGAGACGAUGAGAAUAUUAUCCUUCAGAUUCUCGACGUCCUGGACCGAUUACCACGGCUGACGAGGAAUAAAAUCGUCGAUGCAAAGAUUGACAAGACGAUGGAAUCCUUAACUAGCCAUUCUGACGAGAGGGUGGCAACCCAAGCCUCAGCGCUCCAGGAUGCUUGGUCGAAGCUCGAAUUAGCCUACAGAAUCCCCCGGAAGAAGAGGGAAGACGCUUCCACACCCGUCAAGACGGAGACAACGCCGUUUGAGCGACGAGAGUCUGCCCAGGGACGAAAAAGAUCCAAGUCGAGAUCGCGAUCUCCGCCGAGAGGGCCUGCUGGGCUAAAUGCGCCAUCGGGUCCCCGAUCACUCCAGCGACCGGGAUCUCUCUACCCACGUCCUCCUAUACCUUUUCAUCGUGGGCCGCCUCCACUACCGCGCGGCUGGUUCACAGCCCAAGACAAAGGUAGGACAUACUAUUAUUCGGUUAACGGGCAGACGACGUGGGCUCGACCCACGAAGCCCGCAGAAGAGGCCCCUCCCCCACCGCCACCGAAACAACCAUCGGAACGAGAUGUGCUGAAAAGUAUCAUUGAGAACAUCGUCACGUCUCACGACAAAGAUACAAAAAACAGCACGCCGGACACGCCGGAACCAUCCAAAGUGAAGAAGGAAGAGAAGUGGAAGGCGUACGACUUAGAGAAACAGAAGAAGCUUUACGAGAACACUCUCUUCCCUCAUAUCUCUCACGUAAUGAACAAAUACAAGCACAAAAUCCCCCGGGACGACCUGAAACGAUUCGCCAAAGAGAUCGCCAAAAAGCUGGUGGCAUCAGACUACAAGGCGGGUCGCGUAAAGGAUCCCACGAAGAUUGACGAGCGGCAACAGAAGAAAGUCAAAGAGUUCUGCAAGCAAUUCUUCGAAAAGGCUUACCAAAAGCACAAGAAGCACGAAGCCGAAAAGGCGGCAAGGGAGAAAGGGAAGAAAGACCCACGAGGUGGUGAAGGAUCUGCUGCGUCACCUGCUCAGUCUCCCGCCAAAUCGCCUCCCGAGGCAGACACCACCCUGGAUCAGGAAGACAUCAAAAUGUCGGAUAAUGAAGAUGAGGACGCGGAAGCCACGCCCAAUCUCAACACACCAUCAGAAACCAAUGGGGCCGGCACGUUAAAGCGGAAGCGCAUCGAGACAGACGAAUCCACCGCUGCGGAAGGAGAUGACGAGCGAGAACCAAUAGGAUCGCCAGUAAAGAGACUCAACAUGGAGGUUGACACACCGCCGCCGCCUCCACCACCACCACCUGCGCCGCCGGUAGAGACACCGCCUGACAGUACACCCCGUGAAGGGGAACAUGAAGGCGCAGACGUGGAGAUGGGCGGAGAAACAGACAUCUACGCCGACACCAGUUUUAAGGGAAGGAGCAUGGCAGACGUGCUGGCCCAGGCGCAGGCGGAAGAUGCAGACGAAGGGGAUGACACGGAAGACGUAGUCAUGAGGAAUGGAACAGCAGCGGAAACAGAAGGGGAGACCAGAAAUCCCAUGGUGGACAAUCAGCCUGUUGGCCCAACAGAGGCAGGCCGAUAA
Messenger RNA from Fonsecaea multimorphosa CBS 102226, 3000 nucleotides. RefSeq lists its product as uncharacterized. The transcript has 3 exons. The coding region runs from base 1 to 3000 and encodes 999 amino acids. Gene Ontology annotation, molecular function: protein binding; histone H3K36 methyltransferase activity. The record is from RefSeq and is a predicted model, not a curated record. Gene Ontology annotation, biological process: regulation of DNA-templated transcription. Lineage: Eukaryota; Fungi; Ascomycota; Eurotiomycetes; Chaetothyriales; Herpotrichiellaceae. Gene Ontology annotation, cellular component: chromatin; nucleus; chromosome.